AUGUCAGUGUCAUCAUCGUCUAACGUCGACGGGGAACAGCACCAGUUUUCUCUCACAUCCACGGCGCGGAAGACGGUCAGGUCACCCUUCGAACUCGCCGUCAUACCGGCCAUUCAGAUCUCCACUGAGACCCAGGCAUCAUGUCACUUCGUCUCCAAUUUCGUGCUCAUCCCCCGCCAGGGAACGACGAGAGGAUUUAUGGACUAUCUGAUUCCACUCAUGAAAACCGAGACGUUAUCUUCGGCACCACAUCUGCAGUUUGCUUUCAAUGCGUGUGCACUGGCUUCGCUGGGAAACAGAGUCAAGAGCGACGGGAUCGACUUCGCGGCGAGCGCACAUGGGGAGUAUGCGAAAGCGUUGAGAGCCACUCAGGCCGCGUUGAUGGAUCCGGUCAAGUACACGUCUGAUUCGGUCUUGGCUACGGUGUUGCUGUUGGGUAUGUUCGAGAACAUCACGGCAAAGAAGCUGGGCGAGUUUGCGUGGGGCUCCCAUAUCGAAGGAGCCAUUCAGCUUGUCAAGGCGCGAGGAAAGAAACAACUCAAGACGCAGACCGGAUUACAGUUGUUCAUCGCCGUGCGGACACAACAGAUAAUCCACGCUUUAACUUCCGGUAGCCCUCCGAUAAUGGGCGUCGACUGGUGGCUCGACAACGCCGUCAACGACUCGUACGCCGCCCACUGCCAGCGUCUCAACCUUCAAACCAGCGAGCUCCGCGCCGAAGUAACCCACAUCAUGACCCACGGGACCACAACCGCCGCAAGCCCGUCCUCCCCUUCCUCUCCUCACUCUUCGCCAUCAAUAUCCUACGAAGAAAGAACCGCCAAGAUCCUCUCCCUCAUGCGCCGCUCCCAGGAGCUCGACCGCGCCAUAGUCGACUGGAUGGCCUCCCUCCCAUCGCACUGGCGCUACCGCACCCUGUGCUGGCAGGACUACGUCGCCAACACCGACUACGCGCACGCCGAGGUCUUUCCCGGCAGGGUGGACGUGUACAGCGACGUCUGGAUUGCGUCCAUGUGGAACAUGGGGCGCGUCACCCGCUUGAUCCUUGCCAGCAUCACGGUCCGCUGCGCCGCGUGGGCGUGCAGUCCCGUUGACUACAGGACGACGCCCGAGUAUGCGCAUAGUGCGCGGGUGUGUGCCGAGGUUAUCAGUGAUGUGCUGGCGAGCGUGCCGUAUCAUUUGGGGUGGCAUUAUCGGACGAGAAGCAAGAGGAGGGGGGGGAGACAAGGUCAAGGCCAAGGUCGUGGGAAUAGGAGGAGGAACUGGGAUCAUACAGAUGAUGAGGAUGAGGAUGGUGAGGAGGAUGAUCAUAAUCAUGAUGAUAAUAAUGGGGAAGAUGGACUGGACGAGGAACAGCUGUCUGGAUUCGGAUGUGGUGAAGAUGAACAGGGGGCAAAGGGACUAGCUGGCUAUUUCCUGACGUGGCCGUUGGCGUGUGUGAUGGGCCAGGAUUAUCUGACGGAGGAUCAGAGGACGUGGCUUCAAGUCCGCAUCCCAUCAAUGCUCAUCCGCCGCGACGGUCUCAUGGCCCAACCAUACCCCAACGCCCAAGAUUUCGAACGUCUACUCUCCUCGGCAAGGAAGUCACCCCCGGUUAUGUCUGGAUACUCGCUCAAUCCAAUACAGGAGAGAGAGAGGAUGCAGAUGGAGUUCAUGGAGUUGAAGAAGAAAGAAUUGCUGGCCAAAGCGACCGGUGCAGCAGGGAAGGAGGGACGAUACGAUGAGACCGGCACGAAUAGGUCAGAUCGAAUAGGGAACAGUGGCGCCAACAGCGAGGAGAGACGGGAGGAUCAGGAGAAGGUCAUGGUUGUUGCGAGGAAGUGGCUCACUGUUUGA
Messenger RNA from Sordaria macrospora k-hell, 1836 nucleotides. NCBI's taxonomy places the organism in Eukaryota, Fungi, Ascomycota, Sordariomycetes, Sordariales, Sordariaceae. The record is from RefSeq and is a predicted model, not a curated record.